Messenger RNA from Haliotis rufescens (red abalone), 2846 nucleotides. RefSeq names its product pre-mRNA-splicing factor 38B-like. The coding region runs from base 112 to 1446 and encodes 444 amino acids. The record is from RefSeq and is a predicted model, not a curated record. The transcript has 7 exons. Lineage: Eukaryota; Metazoa; Mollusca; Gastropoda; Lepetellida; Haliotidae. Gene Ontology annotation, cellular component: precatalytic spliceosome.
GCUCAGUUCCGGAUCACUCGUACAAAGGUAUGUCACGAAUAGUGACUCAAUUGAUUUCUCACGCAAUUCAUACGUUUCUGAACGGGUACGGAACAUAGAGAUUGCUGAAUAAUGGCACCCAACAAUGCCCUGCCUGUCUGGGGCAAUGAGAAAACAAUGAACCUGAACACUCUCAUACUGACCAACAUUCAGUCUUCACCAUACUUCAAGGUCAACCUGUUUGAACUGAAGACAUACCAUGAAGUCAUUGAUGAAAUAUACUACAAGGUGAUGCACCUGGAACCCUGGGAGAAGGGCAGUCGGAAGACGGCAGGCCAAACAGGGAUGUGUGGCGGGGUGCGUGGUGUAGGAGCAGGGGGCAUUGUUUCUAGUGCCUAUUGUUUGCUGUACAAACUGUUCACUCUCAAGCUGACCAAGAAACAACUCAUUGGCCUCAUCACCCAUGCUGAUUCUCCCUACAUCCGAGGCCUAGGUUUCAUGUAUAUCAGGUACACUCAGCCUCCGAACGACUUAUGGGAGUGGUAUGAAGACUAUCUAGAUGACGAAGAGGAGAUUGAUGUCAAGGCAGGUGGAGGACACGCAAUCACGAUCGGAGAGCUGUGUCGACAGUACCUGGUGAAGUUGGAGUGGUACUCAACGCUGUUCCCUCGGAUCCCAGUCCCAGUACAGAAGUCCAUCCAGGAGAAGUUGAAGACGCGCCCUGCUCUGCGGCCUGCUGCGGAGGAGCCUGAGUUUAUACCCCAGGACCGGAAUCGUGGGGAGGAAGAUGUGUCCUUCGGAGAGGCUGAACGUGCUGCCAACAGACGAAGUCCUCCAAGGAGACAUAGGUCAAGGUCACCUCGGAGGUCAUCACCUCAUAGAAGAGCCUCACCCCGUCGUUCACCUAGACGGUCACCUCAAAGAAGACACUCCCCUCGCAGAGGUUCCCCAAGGCAAGACCGAGAGAGGGAUCGUGAAAGGAGAGGUCCAAUGGAUGACUUUGCGAGGGAACUGGAGCGAGAAAAGGAACGACAGAGGCGUGAGAAAGAAAAGGAUUACAAAAGGGAAAAGGAGAGGAGAAAGGAAAAAGAGUCCCAUCGAAGCCGAGAUAUUCAAAGUUCACAUGGCAGAGAUCGACGAGAGGAAACAAGAAACAAAGAGAAGAGAAGGUCACACAGUAGAGAACGGCAUGAAAGGUCAAGGAGUCGAGAUAAGCGCAGGUCGCGUAGUCGUGAGAGGCAGGAAAUGUCCCACAGUGAGGACAGAGUGGAGAGAUCUGAACGGCACAAACAUAGGUCAACUGAUGAGCAUAAGGAGAAGAGGAGGUCAAGGUCACGAGAACCAAAGAGGUCAAGGUCAAAAGAGAAGAGUAGGGAUAAGCAUGGCCGAUCUCGUGAAGAUCGGGACAAAGACUCAAAUCGUGAACACAAACGAAAUAGACAUGAUGGUGAAAAUGGCGAGUCUUAGUGCCAUUAAACUCAUUAGACAUCCACUCCUAUAUCUUCUCAAAUGUGCAGCAGUUUGACUGUCCAGUAUAAAUGAAGUUACCUGUUUUAUCCAGCUCAUUGUUGCCUGUUGAGAUGAGACGGAUUAAGUAGAUGGUGGUGAUGAGGUGCUGUAUGUUGCUGCUAUCAUUAUGCUGAUCCAUACAUUCAGUUUUGUACAUAAACACAUCAUUUUUAUCAUUGAAUUCAACAUGUUCAUGUGCCAGAGACAAGGCCACCUGUGAGAUAAACACCUCAUCAAAUGUUAAUGCCAUACAACUUGCUUAUGGCCAGUUAAAUAAUAACAUGAAAUCAAAAAGAUAUUUUAAGUUGGCGACAACAUGACACCAUAUAAUUAUCACAAUAAGAGUUAUUUCGAUUAAAUUAAGUGGAUGAAGAUUGCUGGCGUCUUAGUGAUGGGUUCUGUAUGAGACCACUGCUCUACCAUCUGCAUCUUUACACUUGUCUGCAGCCCGAGCCUAGUAAAGUAUUGAUAGGGCCUAGUCAGUUCAGCUAAUGUACAGAAAUUAACAUGAAAAUAUGCAAAGAUGAAGGACCAGGCCAGUAGACUUUAAAGUUUGGGGCAGAUUGACUCUCUUCGACUUAAAUUCUGUUCACACCUUUGUUAAUCCAAACUCACUCACUGUCCUUCACUCAACAUCACUACCUGGGUUAAACAUGGGAGAUGUAAAAUUAUGUAUCUACCGGCAUAUAUCAGAUAUAUUGAUAGUUUUAGAAAGUGCCCUUUAAGAGGUUCAAUUCAAGCAGGAUGCAUGUCUUUCUGUGUUCAUUAAUGACAUGGCUUCACCUUGUGUGAUUAGAUGAAUUGUAAAAAGUGUUUUCAGAUUCUCAAUUAUAUAAGCAAUUUUUCUUUGAGAAAAUGAACAGAUUUUGUUAUACGAGUGUUUGUAUUGAAAGCAAACUGAUACCCAGGAAGAAUUAGUUCUUGAGAGUCUGUAUGGCCAUAUACAUCUAGCAGGUACCAUUAGAUGUGUAACGAUGCGGUGGAGUCGUGAUACGAUACGAUUCAUAAUAUAAGAAAUGUGCUGCAAUAAUAACAAUGUCAUGAAACUAUUGCAAGUGUGUGCCAUUCACAGUUUGGCAUAACUUGGCUGCUCGUGAAAAUUUCCAAGUGUAGAGUAGUACGUAUUCACCAAUUUUUACACCAAUAUAACUUGUAAUGUAUCGUAUAUAUCACGAUACAGGGUUUGUAAAUCGAUGUAUCGGAGGCCUCAUAUUGGGAUACAACACUGUAGCACCGUAUCGUUACACCACUAGAAACCAUACAUACUAAAGUCCAAUCUCAUUAAAAUCAUAUCUUAGUUCUAGCUACAGCUAAACAAAGAUCUGAGGACAUCCCAUUAAGGGUCACGUCAGACCGAC